This is a messenger RNA of Manduca sexta (tobacco hornworm), 1801 nucleotides long. RefSeq names its product guanine nucleotide exchange factor MSS4 homolog (gene strat). The record is from RefSeq and is a predicted model, not a curated record. Gene Ontology annotation, cellular component: membrane; cytosol. The transcript has 2 exons. Gene Ontology annotation, biological process: post-Golgi vesicle-mediated transport; small GTPase-mediated signal transduction. NCBI's taxonomy places the organism in Eukaryota, Metazoa, Arthropoda, Insecta, Lepidoptera, Sphingidae. Bases 289 to 678 code for a protein of 129 amino acids. Gene Ontology annotation, molecular function: zinc ion binding; guanyl-nucleotide exchange factor activity.
AUAUUGUUACAAAUUAUUAUUAUAAUUUAAAUCGUACGUAUUAGUCAUAAAUAUAGCCAUAGGUAAACAAAGCUAGCAAAAGUAAAUAAAUAAUACAGUUUUUUUUAUUCUUUUUCAUAAUAAGUACUUGAUGUAACAAGCAUUGUAAACAGGUGCAAAACUCAACCACAAAUUGGAAAUGUCAGUUUCCUGUCGUGUUACCGGGCCGAAUUUCUCUGAGAAUUAGAAUUUUAAAUGAACUUUCUUCAUAAUUUUUAAGUAAAGCAAAGAAUUCUCGAGUAUAACAACAUGUCUGAAGUAGAAAACAAAGAAGGCCCAGCCGAGGAGGAACAAAAAGACGACUAUGUACAAGAUGGAAGGAACAAGUAUGUUGUGAAAUGUAAAUUUUGCGGUUCAAAGAUGCUGGACAAGAAAUCAGGAAAAUAUAUGGAAGCAGAGAAAGAAUUACCACUAAUGCGACAAGACAACAACCGAAAAGAGGGCGAAAUCCAAAGCGAGACGAUAAAAGAGUUCUACCACGUCGAAAACAUGUAUACGUUUGAAAAUAUCGGUUUUACGCACACAGUUGCAAACCACAAGUAUUUAAGUUGUGCUGAUUGUGACGCAGGACCCGUAGGCUAUUACGAUAUGGACACCAAACACAGUUACGUUGCAAUAUCUAGGAUUGUCCAUUCCUAAGAUGUAAAUAUCAAGAGAAUUUUCAAACAAUGUAAACAAUUUAAUUCACAAACUUUCAUAAUACAUAUGGUUAAUUAAUAGAUUUAUUACAAAAUAUAUUCACUUUUUACCUAAUGGCUAUGACACAUGAUUCAUUUUAUUUGAAACUGCACUGAUAAAAAUAUUUUAUGUUUACAUUGUUUGUUCAUUCUAUUUAACAAGUAUACUGGUACAUUCUAUACUUAAUAUAUUUACAGUGAUGGUUUUUUGGACAAGAUAAAUCAGGGAAAUUACUACCAUCUUUAUUAAUGACAGCAUUUGACAUAAUGUUACUCUUUAAAAUAUAAAAUACCAAAUAUCUAUCGUUACUUAUACAAAAUAGCAGAAAAUAUAGUUACUUUUUUUUAUUUUAUCUUUUCCACUGUAUAUUGGUGAUUUUGGACAUGUCUGGAAGCAAUAGCAAAUAUAUAAAUCAUUGAACAAUGAGAUGAAAUUAUAAAGAACUUCAAGAAAAAAAGAAUGGGUAUCGAUGAGCUUAAACUGAUUAAACCAGUGGUUAGUAAUAUAGUACUGUAGUAACAAAUCUAGACUGCCUUUUUUUCUAGCUGCCACUGAUACUAGGCUAUCUUCAAAGAAAAUACUGUUCAUAUUAAAAAUAUGCUAUUUAUUUUUUGCAUAUUUUUACCAUCUUAUACCAAUGAAUGGUGUUUGUAAGUAUAAAAAUAUUAAUCUAUAAAAAAAUAUGAUGCCAAUAAGUAAAAAAAUUUUUAAAAUCAAUGAUAUGAAAAAAUACUGAUUUACCCUUUAGGCGAUAAGUAAAAAACAAAAAGAAAGAGAUUAUCUAUUCAUAAUUAAAUAAAUCUGAGUUUUACGAAAUUCAUUUAAUGUAAUUUUUGUGGCUGAAUGUUUCAUGGUUGCUACCAACAUUUUUUAUUUUUAAAAUACAGUUUGUAUGCCUUCGAGAUAUUUGGGGAAACUCAAAUUCUGUAGACGCUCAAUUUAUUUAGAAUAAAUAUUCCAUAGUAGGCCCUAAUUACAGAUAUUUUUAUUUUAUACAAUUAUGAGCUUAUAUUUCUAAUUGCUCUGCGAUAUUUUACGGCAUUUUGUGAUUGUAAUGUAUAUUGAAUAAAAAGCUUUUUUUCAA